AUGGCUGAGCUCAGUCCCGAGCUGUUCUCCGAGCAGGAGAUGACCUGUUCCAUCUGUUUGGACCUGUUCACCGAGCCCGUGUCCACGCCGUGCGGUCACAACUUCUGUCAGGGCUGCAUCGGGGGUUACUGGGCCUCCAGCGUGGAUUGCACGUGCCCGCUGUGUAAGCGACCCUUCGGUGAGCGGCCCGAGCUCUGCAUCAACCGGGUGUUCGCCCACAUCGCCCAGAAGUACAAGGAGAUACGCUACAGCAUGAUCCCGCCACCCAUCAAACCCAGGCAAAAGAUCCCCGCACCCCCCGACGCCACGUCCCUCAUCACCGCCGGUAAGCUGCAGGUCCUGUGUGACGUGUGCAGCGGCAGGAAAGAAGAGGCCGUCAGCUCGUGUCUGACCUGCAUAGCAUCCUACUGUGAGACCCACAUCCUCCCUCACCGCCAGAACCCGUUUUAUGCCACGCACCGGCUCCUGGACCCUCAGGAGGCCAUGAGGGGCCGAACCUGCCCGGAACACGGCCGCUUACUGGAGGUUUACUGCCGUACAGAACAGCGCUGCAUCUGCACCAUCUGCGUCCUGCAGGAUCACCGGACCCACACCACCGUGUCCAUACAGACCGAACGCGCCGCCAAACAGAAGAUCCUGGGUAAAACUGAACUGGACAUUCAGAAGUCCAUCGAGAGACGAACCCUCCACCUCACCGACCUCAAACAGAGACUGCAGUACCUGAGAAACUACGCUCAGACGGAGCUCUCGGCGGUGGAGCUGGUUCUCGCUGACAUCACCCAAUCGGUGGAGAGAAUCCGGAACGAGCUGGUGGGCGGGAUCGAGGAUAAACAAGAAUCCGUGAUUGGUCAAGGAGAGCAGCUCGUAUCACAGUUGGAGGGGGAGCUGAGCCAACUGCGGGAGCGCAGGGCUCGACUGGAGGUUCAGGCCACGUCAGACGACCACAUCGGGUUCCUGAAGUGCUUCGAUGAGCUGACCACGCCGUACCAGGACUCGGGGAACCAGGCUGAGGAUCCCGACCUGGAGCUGCACUUCUCUCUCGGGGAGGUGAAGAGCGCGUUAGGGGAGAUACGAGAACGACUGAACGACAUCCACAUGGGGGGGGUUCACUACCGCCACUCAGUCUCGGCGCUGCCAGAGUCGGAGAGCAUGAUAAGUGUCAGAUCCAUGAAAAAAAGAGAAUUUUCAUUCAGAGAUCUUCGGAAGCCGUCAAAAUCAACGAGUCACAAAAAGGUGAAAGUUUAUUUUGAGGACGUGGCGCUGAACCCGGUGACGGCGUACCCGUUUCUCAUCCUCUCGGUCGACAGGAAGCAGCUGAAGCGCGGUGAGAAGCUGCAGUUCUACAGGAACAACGUGCAGCGCUUCGACGUGUGGAGCUGCAUCACUGCUAAAGAGGGCUACGAAUCAGGACGCCACUACUGGGAGGUAAACGUGGGCGACAACAAGGACUGGAAGGUGGGCGUGGUCCGAGACUCCGCCCAGAGAAAGGGUUUGUUCGACAUGAGCCCCGAUAACGGUUACUACGUUCUGUGGUGGAGCACCAAUCACCUGCGAGCGCUGACAGCCCCGCCCCUGGGGAAGGUGAAGGUGACGGGGCGGCUCAGGCACCUGGGCGUGUACCUGGACUGCGAGGAGGGAACCGUCAUCUUCUACAACGCCAAAUCAGGCUCAGAGAUCUACAGCUUCUGUACGGACGGCGGCUUCAGCGAGAGGAUGUUCCCCCUGUUCGGUACCGCAGACAAAGAGGUUCCGCUGGUUCUGCCCAACGGAACCACGCACGGACCGGACUGAACCCGGACUCGACGAGGGUCUCUGUGCAGCGCCAUCGAUCAGCCAGCAACCUCAUAACUGCAGCAUU
Messenger RNA from Trichomycterus rosablanca, 1858 nucleotides. RefSeq names its product E3 ubiquitin-protein ligase TRIM58-like. Gene Ontology annotation, molecular function: protein binding; zinc ion binding. Lineage: Eukaryota; Metazoa; Chordata; Actinopteri; Siluriformes; Trichomycteridae. The coding region runs from base 1 to 1791 and encodes 596 amino acids. The transcript has 9 exons. The record is from RefSeq and is a predicted model, not a curated record.